CAGCCAGCGCAGUCUUCAUGACUCUGCCAGACUGCACGUCCAUUCGCGUUCGGUGACCUAGCCGCCGCGGACAUCUUUCAAGAACAUCCAAGGGCUUGGUGCGCGACUCUCAAGCGUCCAGUCUCGCGCAGAGGGGUGCCUGGACACCUUCCCUUAUCCUCCGAACACCCACCUCAUUAAGGCUGCAUCAUGUCAGACUCACACAACGGUCCGAUAGCUCCGUCUGGCGCCACGGAUGCCGUUCUGAAGCGUUCGGACCCUGUGCCUGAUGGCGCGCGUCAGGUUGAGGGCAUUGACUUCGACAAAUAUGGCGAUCGGCCUAUCACCGUCGAGGAGCUGGUGUCGGGCAUGUCCAGCAUGGGGUUCCAGGCAACGUCCGUGGGCGAGGCCGUGCGGAUCAUAAACGACAUGCGAGCUUGGCGCGACCCUGAGACGGCCGACAAGACUACCAUCUUCCUGGGCUAUACCUCCAAUCUAAUAUCAUCCGGCCUAAGGGAAACUCUCCGCUACCUCGUACAGCACAAGCACGUCUCCGCCGUUGUGACGACGGCCGGCGGUGUCGAGGAAGACUUUAUCAAAUGCCUUGCCCCCACCUACCUAGGCUCCUUCUCUACCCCAGGCGCGGGCUUGCGUGAGAAAGGGAUGAACCGCAUUGGCAACCUCGUCGUUCCGAACAGUAACUAUUGCGCGUUUGAAGACUGGGUGGUUCCAAUUCUCGACAAGAUGCUGGAAGAGCAGGAAGCAAGCAAGAAGACUGACGAACCCAUCCAUUGGACACCCAGCAAAGUGACCCAUCGCCUAGGAAAAGAAAUCAACGACAAGCGCUCCGUGUACUACUGGGCGUGGAAGAACGACAUCCCAGUGUUCUGUCCUGCACUAACUGACGGCAGCUUGGGCGAUAUGCUAUACUUCCACACCUUCAAGUCCUCGCCGGAGCAACUGCGGAUAGACAUUGUCGAGGAUAUUCGCAAGAUCAACACUAUUGCGGUUCGUGCGAAGCGGGCGGGCAUGGUGAUUCUAGGAGGUGGAAUUGUGAAGCAUCACAUUGCGAAUGCGUGCCUGAUGCGGAACGGGGCGGAGAGUGCCGUGUACAUCAACACGGCGCAGGAGUUUGAUGGGAGUGAUGCGGGGGCGAGGCCGGAUGAGGCUGUCAGUUGGGGGAAGAUCCGAGCGGAUGGGGAUAGUGUGAAGGUCUAUGCGGAGGCGACUGUGGUGUUUCCGAUGAUCGUGGCAGCAACGUUUGCGAAACCGACUGCAAAAUAAUGGAUGGAAUCGAAAUAAUACAUGCAUGACUAAACGAGACCCUUCUCUUAGAAAAAUAGACAUAGAAGCUGAGAAAGGCUUAUGAUUAC
This is a messenger RNA of Mytilinidion resinicola, 1352 nucleotides long. RefSeq names its product Deoxyhypusine synthase. Gene Ontology annotation, molecular function: deoxyhypusine synthase activity. The record is from RefSeq and is a predicted model, not a curated record. Gene Ontology annotation, cellular component: cytoplasm. The transcript is spliced from 2 exons. Gene Ontology annotation, biological process: peptidyl-hypusine biosynthetic process. The coding region runs from base 190 to 1263 and encodes 357 amino acids. NCBI's taxonomy places the organism in Eukaryota, Fungi, Ascomycota, Dothideomycetes, Mytilinidiales, Mytilinidiaceae.